This is a messenger RNA of Cyclocybe aegerita, 426 nucleotides long. NCBI's taxonomy places the organism in Eukaryota, Fungi, Basidiomycota, Agaricomycetes, Agaricales, Hemipholiotaceae. The record is from the annotation of a GenBank genome assembly.
AUGUACCCGAAGAAGAUACCUGCUCGGAUGACGUUGGCCGACGCAUGCGCGGUCGCCGAACCAAUUCACUGCAGUAUGGCUGAAGUGGAGCCUGGAUGGAGCUACAAAACGAAAUCCCUGGAAGAUAUCUAUAGAGGUGACAAGGGAGUCCUCGAUUACCAUGGAAAAUUCUUGACGGACACAAGCAAACACACCGGGAACCAACUCAUACGCCAGGUAUGUCGUCUAUCAGUCGUGCCUACACUCGUCGAAGAUCUGGGGGCAAUGUUUCUUGAGCACGAAGAUUGCCUUCACUACGAAUUUAGACGGCGUCAUGGUCCUCCCGCAAGAUCUCGAAGGCUGCAAGAUGAUUCUCUCCUCCCUCCUCCCGUGGACAGACGUCCGCGUUCUUUCGUGUUUGGUUGCAUUGUCGUUCAUGACUGUUGA